Gongylonema pulchrum is the source of this 492-nucleotide messenger RNA. NCBI's taxonomy places the organism in Eukaryota, Metazoa, Nematoda, Chromadorea, Rhabditida, Gongylonematidae. The record is from the annotation of a GenBank genome assembly.
AUGGCAGUACUGUCGGGCGGUAUCAUUUCUACAACAGUCAAAACUUACGUGACUCAAGCUUUUGCUGCUGAAUUUACUUCACGGAGUUUUCGAGGCGUCGGGCCGGCGCGCUCAAUUCCCGUCGUCAGUCGCACUAGACUUGCUGAAGAGCAACAAAACGGUACCCAGGACCGUUAUCACUCGAUGAUGAAUUCCAGUAACUCACGUACCGUCCCGGUGCAGUUGAUCCGGAAAACUUCGGUUGAUGAUUUCAAUGAAAAAAUGAUUGGAAUGCUGGAUGAAGUCGAAAAGCGGGUGGAGCAAUUAAGGUUCAUUACUUGCCUUAAAGUAGUUUUCUUGAAAAAUCUCAGGGAAUCUGCGGGGCAGCUGGAGCAAGAGAAGGAAUCAUUGAUCGAUAUGCUUGGCAAUGUGAAUUUAAAUUCCGAACUUCUCCGCCUAGGACAAGGUAAUUCUGCUUUUAUUCUCGAACUGCGCCGUACUGAACUGCGGUGA